AUGCCGUCGAGAGGUUAUCGAAACGCUGCCCUCGUGGUAUUGGCGCUCAUCGUAUACACGGCGUUCGCACAAGAAAGCAAGUCCAAAUUCACAGGAGUCGAUGUAGCCACAGAUGUCGGAUCCCUGAGCACACAGGAGAUUGAGGAGCAACUCCAGCAAUGUCCCAUAAUCGAAGCACUCGCCGCACACAAGACACUCCACGAACCAGUUACCUCAUCAUGGCUUCAACAAUCCUUCAAAGUGCUCUUCCCAUUCGCCUCGCCCGCUCUCAAUGCCUUGAUGGGUACAUUGUACAUCUCUGGCCCUCCGAAUUUCCUGCUUGCGCUAUGCCCUCCAAAUAUUGAUCCAGCGAGUCUGAACAUCAUGGUCGCGUUCGCGGUAGGAGGAUUGCUCGGAGACACACUCUUCCACUUACUGCCUGAGAUCUUCUUAGGAGAAGUGCCCGAAGGCGAAGUCAGAGCUGUUCUCGUCGAGCCGAAUAAGAACCUGCUGCUGGGAGUUGCGAUCAUGGUCGGCUUCGUGACAUUCGUGGCCAUGGAUAAAGGCUUGCGGAUUGCGACUGGUGGCGAAGGACAUACGCAUGAUCAUGGCAGUAGCCAGUCAAAUGGACAUGCGAUUGGCGAGAGUACUGCUGUCUCAGGGAAGGAGAGUGGUCCGCUUAAGCAGAGGAAGAAGGAGAUCAAGGAUGUGGUAAAAGUUGCUGAGCAGGAACAGCCGAAGAAGGAGGUCAAGCUUUCAGCGUACUUGAACAUCAUUGCUGACUUCACGCACAACAUCACAGAUGGUUUGGCGAUGUCUUCGUCGUUCUACGCCAGUCCGACGAUCGGUGCGACGACAACUUUGGCUGUAUUCUGUCAUGAGAUUCCUCAUGAGGUUGGCGAUUUCGCCCUACUGAUCCAGGGAGGUAUGAGCAAGAAGAUGGCAAUGGGUCUUCAAUUCGUCACGGCGCUGGGUGCUGUGCUGGGGACGAUCAUUGGUAUUGCUGUACAGGAGCUUGGCGGAAACAGUGCUUCCGUGGUGUCUGAGGCUGCCAUUGGCAACACUGGCAUUUUUGGUACUAGUCUACAGGGGGGAGAUAUGCUCUUGCCAUUCACAGCAGGCACGUUCCUCUAUGUAGGUACCGUUGGUGUCAUUCCUGAGAUUCUGGAGACAGGUCCGAAUAGGAUGAAGGAGCUGAAGAGUACGGCGUUGCAAUUCCUCGCCAUGGCGGCGGGUGCUGGUAUUAUGCUUGGGUAUGUUUGA
Pseudocercospora fijiensis CIRAD86 is the source of this 1242-nucleotide messenger RNA. RefSeq lists its product as uncharacterized. The record is from RefSeq and is a predicted model, not a curated record. Gene Ontology annotation, cellular component: membrane. The coding region runs from base 1 to 1242 and encodes 413 amino acids. The transcript is spliced from 2 exons. Gene Ontology annotation, biological process: intracellular zinc ion homeostasis; zinc ion transmembrane transport. NCBI's taxonomy places the organism in Eukaryota, Fungi, Ascomycota, Dothideomycetes, Mycosphaerellales, Mycosphaerellaceae. Gene Ontology annotation, molecular function: zinc ion transmembrane transporter activity.